AUGCCGAGAAAAUCGCCUGGAAAUAAUACAGCAGUAAAUACCAGAAAGUCUAAUGUGACCGGGACCACCACCACCACCACCACCACCACCACCGACAACAACAACAACAACGUGACUGGAGAAGGUUCUUGCAGUGGAGGCAACAAGGUUCACAGCAAGGCUAGAAUCGUUAAGGACGGAUGGGGUAGUCGUGCCAACUUCCAAGCUUCAUUUGGACUGUGUAUGGGCCCCGACAGUCUUGAAGAGGGGAAUCGUAUUUUGGACGCUUUCCAAAAGCAUGACAAAGAGAAUGAACAUGCCUAA
Messenger RNA from Blastomyces dermatitidis ER-3, 303 nucleotides. RefSeq lists its product as uncharacterized. The record is from RefSeq and is a predicted model, not a curated record. The transcript has 4 exons. Lineage: Eukaryota; Fungi; Ascomycota; Eurotiomycetes; Onygenales; Ajellomycetaceae. Bases 1 to 303 code for a protein of 100 amino acids.